CCAGUCAAUUCCAUACAAAAAAAAGACGAAAAAAAUCAAAGUGAACUACUCCAGAUGGAGCUGAGAGCGAAGUUGUAAUCACUCGAGAGGGAGAAGGACAGCAAAAAAGCUUGCUUCCGAGGGCUGCCGAGGAAUUCUUCGUUAAAGAGACAAGAAAAGAGAAACCCUAGCGAGGUCGGUUGUCUCCCCGAUUCCUCUACCUUCCAAGCCCUCGCAGUUCGAUCCAAUUUCACUUCGCUUUGGCAUUCGGAUUCCCGGAAAGUUAGGGCUUCAUUGCCACAGUCCCUCGCCGCCCGAUCCGCGACUCGAUUUCCCCCUCGAAGCGCCGAAUGCCGCCCUCUGGGUGGAGGUGAUAGAUAAAGGAGAGAUAUUUUUGGGAAAUUUGGCGGAUGGCGGAGAAAACCCCUAGCUGGACGGGUCGUGAGGGGAAGAGAUCAGAGGCCAUUGGGCUGUGGUAAUGACUAUGGCGGUAGAACUGCUGGCCACCUCAUUCUGGAUGGAAGAUUGCAUGUCAUGGGUUUUUUGGUUGUAUGGGGGUCGGUUUGGUGCAUGAGGAAGAGGGAGGGGUGGAGCUCCAGUGAGAGGGGACCUUGCGGUUGGAAAAAAUGCCUCCUUCACCUGCAUUGAGGUGCUCUCCUGGUAGGGACCAUGGAAUGGAGAAUACUCACAGGAGGGGCCAGAGUUGUGACAAUAGGUUGAUGCUAAAAGCCAAAGACGAUGAUCUUGCACUUUUCAAUGAGAUGCAGAGUCGUGAGAGAGAAAACUUCUUGCUCCAUAUUUCAGAUGAUUUUGAUGACUCUAUCUCAAAAUUGAGGUACUGCUCAGAUUUCAAGCUCAACAUCAACAUUCCAGCACGAGGAGAGAGCAGUGAUCUACUGAAUUCAGACGGCGAGAAAAAUGACUAUGAUUGGCUGUUAACUCCUCCUGAUACUCCUCUUUUUCCUUCAUUGGAUAAUGAUGAGCCUCAGGCAGUUAACCUGGCCCCUAGGGGCAGGCCACGAAGUCAACCCAUUUCAAUAUCAAGAUCGCCCAGGGGUGAGAAGGCGCACAGGACAAGUAGAAGCAGUGCUAGUCCGCAACGACUAAGCCCAUCCCCUCGAUCUGGUUAUAGUGCAGUUCAGUCAAGAGUAAGGCCAUCCUCAGCUCCUUGCUCUACCUCACAUCCUGUUUUACGACCAACAACACCUUCACGAAGACCAUCAACUCCUCCAACCAAGCCAUCAACACCAACUCCAAGGUCUUCAACUCCCACACUACGGAGGAUGAGCACUGGUUCAAGUGGGCAAUCAUUCUACUCUGGAACAAGGAAAACUUCCCCGAUAAAGGCACCUCGUGGUAAUUCUGCCUCACCAAAAUUGCGAGGUUGGCGAUCGAACCUCUCAGGUUUCUCCUCAGACACUCCACCUAACCUCCGAACUUCUAUCUCGGAUCGAUCAACAUCACAUGUGAGAGGUUUGUCUCCAGCAUCUGAAAAUGGAAUGGAUCUGUCAUCAAAAUUUCGUAGGCAGUCGAUAUCACCAUCUGCAUCGAGAAGUACCAGCUUAUCACAAAGUCAUGAGCGAGAUUGCUUAAGCUCUUAUAGUAAGGCUUCUUUUGGCAAAGAUGAUGUGAACUCAGUGCGCUCGGUAACUGGAGGAAUAUAUGGCAACUCCAUAGCAAGAAAAAAUGGAGCAUUGGUGAAUAACAGAGCUAUGUCAUUUUCUAAGAAACCAUCCAGAAUAUCAUCAGCAAGUUCUGCCCCAAAAAAAUCUUUAGAUCCUGCAUUUCGACAGAUGGAUCAUCAGAAAACUCCACAAAAUAUGUUCAGGCCACUUUUAUCAAGUGUCCCCACAACCACGUUUUAUUUGGGGAAAGCAAACAGUAUGCACCGGCCAUUGUUCUCUAGAAAUUCUUCACUCACAACAAGCAGCAAUGCAAGCUUCGAGCAUGUUGCUCCUGAUAUGGAGGAUAGUGACCAUGAGCAGGGUUAUCUGGCUGGUGAUUGGAAAAGGUCACAAGAUCACGAUACUCAAGAGGAAGUAUUUAUGUUUGAUAAAGUCGACGAGAUAAAUGAAGAUGCAUGUCAUAAUAUUGAUGCCUGUAAGCUUCAAAUCAGUAAUGAAAAUUUUGAUGAACGUAUGGCCAAUGAGAAUUUUGAUGAAGCUACGACUAACAAGAUUGAUCCACAUGAGUUAGAGAAUUCCAUGAGUAAUGCUGGUGUUGCAGCAAGUUUUGCAGCUGCUUCUCAAACUUCAAAUGUUGCCAACGAACAUUCUGAGGUUGAUUUUCAUGGAAUGACGGCAAUUUGCUCUAAAUGUGGUAAAUGCUUCCAUGUCAUGGAAGUGGAUGGUGACAUGGAUGUUUGUGAAGAAUGUGCUGCAAUAGAUAGGCUUUUAGCUUCUGCAGAACCUGGAACUAAUGCUCUUGUAACUCAGGAUAAAAUGGUUGAGCCUGACAUUUCAACUGGAAAGGGUAGCUCAACUGGUAAAGAUAGAUUGUGUGGUGAAGUGCAGCUUCAAACAGGAGUGCCUGAAAUGCCUGAAAGGAGCGGCAACAAAGUUAUGGUUAGUCAACAUGGAAGGAACAGCGAGCCAGAGCCUGAUUUCUUGCCAGAUAGUUCUCCAUUUCAGUUGGCAAAGGUUCAGAAGGAGCUCGACCUUUCUCAACGGCAAAUGAACAGCCAUAGUGAAGUGAGUAUUCCUGAACCUGAUAAUGGAAAUACAUCUCAACAGUCACAACCCACUAGCCAUCCGAGUCUCAGGGUUGACAAUCCUGAAGGAACAGGUAUUUCGGUACUUCUACUGCAAAGGUCAAGUAGCAGCAAAUGGCCUGUUGUGCAGGGCAGAGCAUUUUCUGCUACAAAUAUACUUUGCUCGGAGCCUUCAUAUGUGAGAGAUAAUAUGAUUGCCAUGAAGCGCAGCAUUGGAAGGGAUAGUGCCUCGGCUUCAUCUUCUGCCGAUCUGGGAUCAUCUAGGCACCUGGAGGUCCGUGUUCAGCGCCAGUUAAGCAGCAGAAGGGGUGAGAUGGAUAAUGUAAGAAGUGAUUGUAACUCGAGUACUCGAAGUAUUGGUUCGCAUUCAGAUAUUUCAGUUAAUGCCUCUGACGCUUUAGUUCUCCCCAAAAGUGAAACUGGAACUGGCUUUGAUAGCUUUGUUGGGGAUAUGGAAAAUGAGGCCCAGCAACAGAUACUUUUUACCACUGAAGAACAUGACAACUCUUCUAAAGAUACAGAGCUAAGUGCCAUGGAGCAUUCACCUAUUGGACAAGCUGUUGUUGAUGGAGAUGCAUCUGCCUAUGCUGAUAGCUGCAUGGCAUUUAGUGCAUCUGAAUCACAACUUUUGAGUAAUGCAUGGAGUAUCAAUAUGCACGAGACUUCAUCAGUAGAUAACCUAAAUGAGGAGGCAUGCACCUGUUCCAACAAUGCGGAUGGAGUUCUCUGCCAAAACAAUGCAAGGAGUAUACAAGAUGCAGAAGUAGUAAUUACUACUGCAGAUUGCUCUAUUUGUGUGAAAGAUCACAUGCCAAAUGGUACUAGCUGUCGAGAUGACAUCUCUGAUGCAGCCACAGGAAGCUCUUCUGUUGUGGCCCUAGGACAGCAAAAUGAUCAUUAUAAUUCUCAAGACUCACAAACCGAGUGCACAGUGUCCCAAAUGUCAAGUAACACUGAGGAUAUUCAUGAAGGUCGUAUCUCCACAACAUCAGAUAAGGAUGUGUUGAUUUCUGCAUCUGAAUCUAACAUUUCUGAACAUCCUUGUUGUAUCCAUGAAGAACCAGAUGUAAUGAUUAAAGGUCCAAAUAGACAAAUGCCAAGAAGCUUAACACUGGAAGAAGCAACUGACACCAUACUCUUCUGCAGUUCUAUCAUUCAUGAUCUGGCCUACAAGGCUGCAGCAAUUGGGAUGGAAAAGGAGUUGGUUCUACAUGAAGUUCCCCACCCGACAGUUACAAUAUUAGGAAAAUCUGUUUCUGAUCGUAAAGACUCGCGCAAGAUGUCCAAUAAACGCAGUCCAAAUUCACGAAAAGUCAAAAGGAAAAAGCUGGAGACUGAGUUCAAAUUACCUUCUGGAGAAGUGGGAAAUAAUUUGAAAAACUCAGAGUCUACACCUGCCAAUCCUAUGAUCUCAAACACGAUUGACAGUGUAAAGCCCCCGAAGCUGGAAUCAAAGUGCAACUGCACAGUGAUGUAGGCAGGUCUAAUUCAUUCAGUGCAUAUACUUCGGCAAGAACUCCAUUGUUUGCAGGAUUCUCUUUCCUCUAGUCCAAUACUCAGAGAUUUCUGUAUUCUUUUUGAAGAAUGAAAUUUCUAUAUUUUCAGAGGAACAUCAUCAUAUAUGCUCCGAUUCCAAUUUGUUUGUAGAGCAUGCCAUGAGUUGGUACGUAAUCUUGUAAAAUUAUUGUCCUUUUGGGUCGGUUCACAAGAGGAAUCAGAGGUUUGAGACUGUCUCUCACUGUUUUCUUGUUAGUCUCCGUUUGUGUUGAUGGUCUGUUUUGUUUUGCUUCUCCGGAAAGGUUGCAGUGCGAGCUAUUCUUUUGUAAAUUCUUAAGUGUUUGCUUUUUGGUAAAUAAUGUAAUGUUUGCAUAUCUUGACUUUGAGUGGUCUUAUGCCGUUCCCUUUUCAUCUCAAGAAUUUCUUUGAAAGGGUAUUGGCCAAAUGUAAUAUUUCAGAUAUAUGCGGUCUGUAAUUUUCUAGUUUUCCUAUUGAUGCAAUAUUUCUGUCUCAUGCUUUCAUGCAA
This is a messenger RNA of Phoenix dactylifera (date palm), 4712 nucleotides long. RefSeq lists its product as uncharacterized. Gene Ontology annotation, cellular component: cortical microtubule. The record is from RefSeq and is a predicted model, not a curated record. Lineage: Eukaryota; Viridiplantae; Streptophyta; Magnoliopsida; Arecales; Arecaceae. Gene Ontology annotation, biological process: cortical microtubule organization.